This is a messenger RNA of Magallana angulata, 4515 nucleotides long. RefSeq names its product adhesion G-protein coupled receptor G6-like. Gene Ontology annotation, cellular component: membrane. Gene Ontology annotation, biological process: G protein-coupled receptor signaling pathway; cell surface receptor signaling pathway. NCBI's taxonomy places the organism in Eukaryota, Metazoa, Mollusca, Bivalvia, Ostreida, Ostreidae. Gene Ontology annotation, molecular function: G protein-coupled receptor activity. Bases 1 to 1569 code for a protein of 522 amino acids. The transcript has a single exon. The record is from RefSeq and is a predicted model, not a curated record.
AUGGCUAAUGGAAGCUGUCUGUCGAUACUUGCUAAAACGACAAAUCUUCGAUAUACGAUUGCUUUGAAAACCAAGUUCAAAAAUUUUCCAGUUUCGAACUUUUCGGUAUAUCAUUAUAUGAAAAAGAUACGUCAGUUUUUGAUAAAAAGAAUAUCACAAAAAGUAAAAGAUAAGUUUAUUGUUGAAAAUGUGUUAGUUGUUGCUUUCGUAAAAUGUAAUACAAAAGUGACGAAAUCAGCUGAGUUCUCUGUUUACUUAAAUAUUUUCUUUUACAACUAUGUUAAUCGCCAAAAGCUCGAAGAUUCUUUGAUAACAUUUACAAACAGUUCAUUUGCAAUGAAUUUUCAUUACUUUAACAUCUGUAAUGUUCAACUGAUGCAAAAUCAGUUUGCGCUAUUCCUACCAUCCUUAUUGUGGAAAUCUAACUCAGAAAAUAACUGCUGGCUUUUUCCAGAGGAAUUGAAACAUGGUGAUCCUGUUUUCUGCAAUGUUUUUGUUGAUUCUUUUUUAACGUGUCCUCAAAUACUUAUUAAAGGCAAUGCAUUUGGAGUCACGUGGGAAAAUAUCAAAACCAGUUUUUCGUUCGAAGGACUAUCUUUGAAUUUUCAUCAGUUCAAUAAUUUCGACGGUAAUGGAAAGAGAGUCUGUGUUCGAGACAUUCAACAUUACUUUAAACAUUAUCAAAUUUUUCAAAUGGAAGAUCUUGGUAAGAUACUAUUAACGAUCCUAACCAUCGUUUGCAUAGGAAUUUCUCUAGUAUGUUUAGUGUUAACAUUUGCAACUUAUAUGACCUUCCCGAGCCUAAGGACUAUUCCUGGACUAAACAACGUGUUUCUUAUAAUCUCUUUAUUUACGGCACAAAUAAUGCUUCUAAUUCGACAAUUAUCCACUCAAGAGGAUUACAGUACACUGACCAUUGUUGUUUCGGCUUUAACUCAUUUCUCAUGGCUGUCCACCUUUUUUUGGCUCCAAGUUUGUUCUUAUCACAUGUUUGUAGUGUUUACCUCCAAACUAGGAAAGGAUUCCCGAAAAGAUAGCCCAGAUAAAACUGUUGUCAAGUAUGCAGUGUAUGCUUAUGGUGCGUCUUUAGCUAUCGUAUUGCUAAAUAUGGUUAUAUCUCUCAUCACAACUUCUGGAAGAGAUACAGGAUACGACAAAAUUUCUACAUUGUUUACAUACAAAAUUGCUUACAUUGUGACUCUUAUUGCUCCUUUAGUAUAUGUUUGUGCGACUAAUAUGAUAUUUUAUAUUGGAACCAUAUACAAAAUAAAAUCAUGCCCACAGGUUGAUAACACAUCAGGUAAUAGGGUCCACUUUGCAGUGUAUAUCAAACUGUUUUCGCUUACAGGUCUUACAUGGAUCUUGCAAAUUAUUGAUGCGUUUCUUGUCGUUUCGGUCCUUUCGUAUUUCGUGGCUGUUUUGAACGGCUUACAGGGAUUGUUUAUCUUUAUUAGUUAUGUGUGUAAUAUCAGAGUUAUGAAAAUGUGGAGAAAAAUUUGUUCGCCUUCACUAUUUAGACCAACUCAUUCACAACUUACGUCAGAUAAAUCUGAAACUACAUCACUUUAAAAUUCUAGUCUCGAAUUAGAGUAGUUAUUUAAUGUUGUCUUUUCGUCUUGUGAAAAAUAGAUUGAGGGGUUAUGAUUUAAAAGUGGUUUGUCUGGUGUUUUUGUUUUAGUUUUUAGUAAAAGUGUACACUAUAUGUAUGUUCAAUAACACAAUCAUAAAUCUUUUGACUUUACAUUACUUUGUAAAUCAAUUUCAAUUGGUAUAGCAUACUCGUCCUUUUUUGCAUCUGUACAUUGAAUGAAAAAAUUGGUUGAAAUGAUAUUAUAAAACUAAAAUAUUUUAAUAAAUGGUAAUCGAUCUUUAUUUGAUUUUAAUUCGAAUUUAAUUAGCUUUCCUUGAUAUGUCCAUACAUUGCACUUUGUACAGCUACAUGGUUUAACCAAAUAUAUUUGUAUCGUCCAGGUAAUUAUUUUUGCAUUUUGCCUCGUAUAGGUAUAAAUGUUAAAAUCAAAAACAAUCAAAAGUGCUUCGACCAUAUUUUAGUAGAUAAUAUAGAUACUCCGCAUUUUAUUUUUUAUUUAGAAGUCCUACUUUUAUGUUUUACUCAUUUAUUUUGAAGAUCAUAUAAUUUUCGAGGGAACGACUUUUAUUUCGUGGAAACGACUUAUAUUUUGUGACCAUGACUUUUAUUUCGUAGUCAUGAAUUUAAAAAAAUCUCAAGCAUAUGUCCACCGUAGAACUUAAAUUGCUUUCAAUGGGGAAAAAAUAAACGCUGUAGUUUGGCAACAAAGAUAAUAUAAAUGAAAACUGGAGGUAAAUUGUUACUCGCAUUUAAAAAUUGCUGUACAAUAAUAUUUCAACAAGAAUAGACACGAAAUAGUGAAAUUAAGGAAAAAUUGGAAAAUCUUAAAAUCGAACCGAUCCCGCUUGUAAUUAAACAAAUCCCGAACGAACUCAUAUAAAGUUAGAAUGUAUCACAAGUUUACACAAUUUUCAGGUUGUAUAGCUGUAAAAUGGUUAAGUCGUUUAUUGACUUUAUAAUUCAUAACAAUUACCCAGAAAAAACUGCAGAAUUUUUGUAAAAUUCUAAUUGGGAUCAGUUUUUUUUCAAUCAGGAAUUAGUUGAAAUUUGAUAAAUAGCAAUUUUCCAAGAUUUCGCAUUUUCGUUUCAAUUUCUCAGUAAAAUGUCAUUGUUUAGUAAGAACUUUACGUGAUUAUGUGCUAUUCGUUGAUUUUUAUCCAUAGAGUAAAAAAAUAUUAGGGAAUUACACUUUUGAUUUUCAGAAAAAAAAUUUCAUUAAAAAAUCAAAUAUUUGACCAAACAGUCUUUGGCGUGUAUUUAUUCAUAAUUAUAUAACACAUUAAUUGACAACAAGUUUUAAGAUCUAAAAUACCUCUUGUCCUCAAAACAGUUUUUCCUAUUUCGCUGAAAAAAUACAAAAAUCAUAUAAGAUAAUAGAAAGCCGAUAUUGAUCUCUGUUUUGUGGAAUCAUAUUUCAAAAAAAGAUUCUCUGUCAAUCCAUCAAAUGAAUUUUUUUGUGUUAAGGAACUUUUAUUAAUUCCAUAAAAAUGAACAUUUGCUAAAAGAUCAAAAUAUUGACCAAACUACUUAUUGGCAAUGACAGUAAACAUACAUGCAUUUAGUGUGGUACAUAUGAGUUUUAAUUGAACAGGAAUCUACUGAUGCAUCAUAUAUUCAAAAGAAUAUAGAAAUACUGAAGAUUAUUGUUUAGUUCAAUGCAUAACGCGGAUGAAACUUCAUUAAAACUAGGAACUGCAUAUUUUUAAAUAGAAAUCGGAGUUGUUGCAUGUCUAAUAUUAGUAGUAGCCGUCACAUAAGUUUUGUGAAGUAAAAUCUUUAUAGUUUCUUAAUAAACGGUUUAAAUGGGAAUCUCUGACCAGCUAACUAUACAGAGUACUAAUGUCAAGUAAUCUGUCGCUUCAAUUUCGUAGAAAUGUCUUUCAAUAUGGCGCAAUGAAGUUAAAAAGACUUGUGCCCAAAUCAACGAUAGAUAUUUGAUAAGUUUAAAGUAAAUUCUUUAUUUUGUAGAAAAAAAUUAAUAUUUUAGUGUUAAAAUGUGUGUUUAUUCCGUAAGGGUUGCCAACUAGACUACUUAGCUAAAAUAUUUGAUUAAAUGAUCAUUUUGUUCAAUCUGCGAAGAAAAUACUCACUAUUUCGGCCAUUUUUUCCAACUAGUAGCCGUAUAUUUUUCAAAUAGAAAUUUUUACCAGUAUCAGCCGUUUAGGUACUACAUGUGUUUUAUCCUUAAAAAUAAAUAUUAAGGAAGUUGUAGAACUAUACUUGUAAGUCAACGAUACUUACGAUAUUAUGUCUCAGUGAUUGUAUGUAUUUUGGUUGAUAUUCAAAUUACAAAAUCGAUGAUCAAAUAGAUAUGUUUAGACAUGCCAUAGGAAAUAUAUAUUUAGUAUUUUUACAGAUUUUCUUUUUGCUUAUGAGCCACUGAUCUGAAAUUAUAUGUAAUAUAUAUUAUGUACAUGUAAUUGGAAAGUGUGUUUUGAAGAGUUGUCAACUAAAAUACUGGAUUCAUUAAAAAAGUUUAAAAAUCUCCCACCUGAAGUUAUUGUAUUUUGAAUAUUUUUUGAUUUGUUUUUUCGAUUGCAACUGUGAUGUAUUUUCGUUUUGCGAUAUUUUGUUUUCAUAACAAAUGAUUCUUUUCCUUUUGAUUUGCAAUGAAGAUUAUUUUUUUACAAUCAUAUAGGGGUUUGCUAAUUUUCUCGUUUUUGACGAUAUAGAAUUACCAAUAACGAUUUCGCAAUAUGUCAAUAAUUUCAUUUUAGAUAUUUAAGGAACAUGGUCACGAUUUGGGUCAAAUUCUAUUUUUCUGUUUUCAUUAUUUACAAUGCUUAAGGAAAGCAUUUCUACUGAUCUAAUGAUAUUUGAGGGUCCGUUGUAAAGUUAUAAGCAAGACACAGGGCUCACAAUUCUUUGUCAUGUAAACAAGGCUCGUGCCCGGUUGUUGAUUACAUAGGUUCAAUAUACCAAUA